Molecule: messenger RNA, 4619 nt
Organism: Haliotis rufescens (red abalone)
Lineage: Eukaryota; Metazoa; Mollusca; Gastropoda; Lepetellida; Haliotidae
Product: helicase POLQ-like
Exons: 20
Coding region: 372-3605 (1077 amino acids)
Molecular function (GO): ATP binding; nucleic acid binding
Source: RefSeq, a predicted model, not a curated record
AGUAAUCUCCCUUUACAAAACGGUGGCAAUUUUGAAGUUUUCACAGCUAUAGGGCCUAUCUAUUUGUUUUCACGGAGACCAUAUACAGGUGUAUGGUCUCUGGUUUUCAUAAACAUAGAGCUGUGGUAGAUGACAUCCAUCCUACAUCCGUAGGUUAUGGCAACACGAACCAUAACAAUAUGUGGCUCAUCAAAGUUUAUUAGCCCUACUUUUUGGCAAGAACUUUAGAAACUGUUCUAUGCUAGUGACUAAAAGACUAGUGUCUUGUGUUGAUUUGAGGCAUUCAAUCAUCCAUUACACGGCUGCAUAAUCACUAUUUAUAUGCUAGAGUGGAAAGAAGUACACGACGAACUAGUACAAGGAUUAUACUUAUGGAGAGUGAUGAAGCUGGUCCAACUAGAAGGGUUGCUCGUUCAAGGAAAAGAAGUGCCUCAUCUCUGCUUGACUCCAGUAAUAUUGUUAGCAGUGCCAAAAAGCAUCACGAAAAAACCCAGAAGCACACAAUGCAUUCACAGGCUCACGACUCAUUCUCUUUUGAAGAAGACUGGUUCAUUAACUCAUUCUGUAGUGAAAAUCAUUCAUCUUAUCCAGAGAAGAGUAAUUCACAUAUACCAGGGGAAAAAAUGGCAUUAGUUAGAAAGUUGGAGAAAUCUGACUCUCCGAGUGUUCAUACAACAUCAAACACAUCAGAUGCAGUUGAAUCUGUGAGAUGCGGAAUUGACAGUGUGGUAGUCAAGGCAACAAGCAAACCAAAUGGAAGUUCUGCAACUGAUGGAGGAACCUUCAAAGUCCAGCCCGCUGUGAGUGGUGGGACAGGAGAUGCUGUACAUGAAGGGACUAAACAUUUGUCUUUAAAGGAUAGACUCAAGCAGAAGAUGAAGCGCAACUCCAUGGCUCCGUCUGGAGUGAAUCACGCCGUGGAUCUGCUCCGGGAGACGGUAUUGGAGCAGGCUCAGAUGGAGGCUCUAGCGAUACAGAAGCAGGGCACAGAUGUGGACAUAGGGCCGUUCUAUGGCCUUCCCUCCAAGGUGCAAAAGCUGCUGGAGACUCACAGAGGAAUUAAGAAGUUCUAUGAUUGGCAGGAAGAAUGUCUCCAACUCCCAGCAGUGCUCCAGGGCAGGAAUCUGAUCUACUCCCUCCCCACCAGUGGAGGCAAGACUUUAGUUGCCGAGAUACUCAUCCUUCGUGAGCUGCUGUGUAAGAAGAAAGAUGCCAUCCUCAUCCUGCCUUAUGUCUCCAUCGUACAGGAAAAGGUACGGAACCUGUGUCAGUUUGCCCUGGAACUGGACUUCCUUGUUGAAGAGUACGCCGGAAGCAAGGGGAGGUUCCCUCCUGUCAAGCGGCGCCGCAAGCGGACCCUCUACAUAGCUACCUUGGAGAAGGCCCACUCCCUGGUGAACAGCAUGAUAGAAACUCACUACCUCGACUCUCUGGGCCUUGUGGUUGUGGAUGAGCUACACAUGAUAGGAGAGGGAGGAAGUAGAGGGGCCAUACUGGAGGCAGCGUUACUCAAGUUGCUGCACUGUGGGGGGACACAGAUUGUUGGCAUGAGUGCUACUCUGAACAACAUCAGAGACAUUCAGACAUUUCUGCAGGCAGAGGUGUACUCCAACAACUUUAGGCCGGUGAAACUGACGGAGUAUGUGAAAGUGGAGGACAGCGUGUUUAUGGUGGACAGUGGUCAAGUCGACCUGCGAGGGCAGGACAUCCUCAAGCAUGACCGAGUCAUCAUGUUCCCAUACAAUGCUGACUUGAAGAUUCAGGACCCCGACCAUCUCCUGGGGCUAGUGAUGGAGGUGAUUCCCAAUAACUCCUGCCUAGUCUUUUGCCCCACAAAGAAAAACUGUGAGAAUGUGGCUUUGAUGCUGUCUAAGCUGAUGAUCAAACAUCACAGACACCUGACCACGGUAAAACGCACAGAGAGGAAGCAACUGCUCCAGGAGCUGUACCGAGAUGGCAACGGUCAGAUCUGUCCCGUCCUGGAGUACACCAUCCACCUGGGUAUCGCCUACCACCACAGCGGCUUGACCAUGGACGAGCGGAGACUGGUGGAAGACGCCUACUCCGAGGGGACGCUGUGUCUCCUCACCUGUACCUCCACCCUCGCUGCCGGCGUCAACCUCCCCGCCAAGAGAGUGAUCCUGCGAAGUCCCUAUGUCGGCAGUGGCUUCAUCAAUCACAGCCAGUACAAACAGAUGACUGGGCGGGCGGGGCGGGCUGGCAUUGAUGAUUCAGGGGAGAGCAUGCUCAUCACAAAGAAGGCGGAUGCUCCCAAGGUGCGUGAACUGCUGACCACCACUCAGGAGCCCUGCCACAGCAGCCUGAUGUACGAUGAAGGGAAGGGCAUCCGGAGUCUGCUUCUCUCCUCCAUUGGACUCCAGAUUUUGAAAUCAACUGAUGAGAUCCUGAGAUUCAUGAAGCAGACGUUGUUGUCGGUGCAAGCAGUUGACCUGGGCUGUGAUGUGGAAGCUGUGACCAGGGCCUCUCUCAACCAGCUGCUGAAGCUGAAACUUGUCCAGCAGGCCAGGAAAACACCUGACUCGUCACAGAAUGGUUCUCAGAAAACAAAGAUGUCCAAUCAGAGUCAAGGCCUUAACAAGCCGAAAAUAUUCUCUCAAACUAGCCCAGGAUCGCAGCAGUCCAUAAACAGUUUGGCAGCAGGACCUGCCAAAUCUGAAACUGCAUCUAACAGUGGUGGUCAUGAUAGCCAUGUUGCCAUGGGAACAGUUACAAUGGAAGAUGGAGCUACUCUUCAUGCAGAUAUGUCCAACAGUCCAAAUAUCCAUCUGGAAGUCACAGCACUAGGCAGGGCAACGUUUAAAGGGUCUAUCGACACUGACAACAGCAGCCUGCUGUAUGAUGACCUGAAGAGGGCGGAGGAAUCCUUGGUUCUGGCCUCCUAUCUCCAUCUCCUGUACCUCGUCACUCCGUACGACAUGGCGCGGGACCUACACAUACCCUGGAUGGUCUACUUUGAACAGAUGAACACCUUGAAUGCGAUGGAGAUGCGUGUGGCCUCCCUCAUCGGUGUGUCAGAAAGCUACAUUGCCAAGAAAGCCUCGGGACAGAGUUGUAGACAGAAGGUGAAUGAGUUUGUCAUCAGUCGCUUCUACCUGACUCUCAUGUUGAAUGAGCUGUGGCAGCAGAAGACGGUGUGGCAGGUGGCCCAGCGCUUCCAGCUCAACCGUGGCUUUGUCCAGAACCUCCUCUCCUCCGCCGCCAGCUUCGCCUCCUGCGUCUUCCAUUUCUGCCAGGAGCUGGAUGAGUUCUGGGCCUUCCAGGACCUACUGGGCAACUUUGUGAAGCGUCUGUCCUACUGUGUGUCCAUGGAGCUGAUUGCGCUGCUAGAGAUUCCUGGAGUCAAACUGGGUCGAGCUCGCCAGCUAUACCACAGUGGACUACGAACACUGCAGGAUGUUGCUGCCGCCGAUCCAGAACAGCUGGUGAAGAACAUCGAGCACAUGCCGCGUAAAGCAGCCAGACAGAUUGUGGCUUCAGCCAAGGUGAUGCUAAAUGAGAAAGCAGAGACACUGUGGGUGGAGGUUGAAAGCCUCGUUGCUUUACCCAUGGUUCAAUUAGGGACUUUAUCAGUGACUAGUCAGUAAUUAGAGUGUGAUGUCUUGGUACAUGCCUGCAUUAUAUGUCCAGCAGUCUAUAUGUUGCUGGACAGAUGGACUGAACUAGCCUGUCCUUGCAAUCCACUGACCCUGAUGUGUUUAGUGGUUUAGCCUUAUUGUAAUCUGAGUGUAGCUUAAUACUGGAGGGACCCUGUGUAAGGGUGGUGUAAGGCACCAUAUUGUGCUGUGCAGAGUUAUGUCCCUUUGUCACUGCAGGAUCCAAUGGUCAUGGGCUCCCAUCCCAUAUAUGCCGCUGUUGUAAUCUUUGUUCAGCAAGCCAUACCCAUUCAAGUGGUGAAGGUCAAGGCCCUGCAUGACACUGGACUUUCCUCCCGCACUGCUGACACACUGUGACUGAAAUACUGUUAAAAGCAGUCAUCGUGACUUAUUUACUUACCAACAAUGAAUCUCUUGCUGAGGGAGGGCUUCAGGUAUUAUUGUAUUGCCAUAUAAAUUAAAAUUUAACUUGCUCCUGUUUGUGAAAAAUAUUUUCUGUUUACAAACAUUUUACGAAGGAACUGAAAGUCUCUACAUUGGUUGAUGUAUUAUAUAGUUAUUUAUUAACAAGUUAAAUUGAAAAUGAUUUCCUACAUGUUCACUUUAUAAUGCCGUGAGUAUUACAGUUUGGAGUUUCCGGGUGGGACUAUAGCUAGCUCCUCAGCAGAUUGUCCUAGUUGUGAGAGGCGGUUGGUCAAACUCGCUUAGUUGGUUGAUGGUGGGACAUUAAACCCUGAUGGCCUGGACCAUUGCUCAUACUAUCAAUCACUGGGUGUUUAUUUACAGGCUGUUGUAAACAGGAAAUACACACACGUUAUAGUUGACCGUAGGAUCCAUGGGUAUGGCUAUUGAAAUGUUACGUAAAUGUUCAGAAAGACAUUUGAUAUUUCAAUGAAUCAAAAUGUUUAUGUGUAUUUAAGGUAUACUGUAUCGGAGAUAUGUUACAUAAAUAACAUUUAUUUAUUUCUGUAAAGAAAUACAUUUUCAAAACAGAAUAUGUCUUGU